Molecule: messenger RNA, 2790 nt
Organism: Schistosoma rodhaini
Lineage: Eukaryota; Metazoa; Platyhelminthes; Trematoda; Strigeidida; Schistosomatidae
Source: the annotation of a GenBank genome assembly
GUGAUCAUUAGUUUAAUUGAGACCCAUAAUCCCCGUAUUACAGCUUCUACAAAAUUAUGAAAUACUAAACACCUUGUUUAUGCUCCUUCGAUUAGUUUCAGAAUUUUAUUCAUUAUCAUCUCAAAAUUUUACUGUUCCUAUGGUGUCUCGAAGGUUAUCGACGGCGGGAUGUUUGAUUGUGUGAUCACUCGCUUUUUUAUUACCUAAAUAACUGAGAUACAAAUAUCAUAAACAAAUUAAUACUACCUUGAAAAAUUGUCAUAAACAUCAAAAAGCGAUCAUACAGUAUACAUGAUUUCAUCUUAAUCUGAGGGUAUUCAGUUUUUUGGCUUGUUUAUUACCAGCUGGAUUACGUUUGUGUCUGUUGUCGUAUAUAAAUGCAGAGUUAUGAAAUCUUUACUCCUUUGGAAACAUCUUGCCUAUUAAAUUUAACACAAGCCCUAUUAUGGAUGACUUAACCAAACAAUCUGAUUUCAAGCUAUCGAUUCAGGGUAAAAGUAUCAGAAAUUAUGGCUCUCAUUCCAGGUAUAUGUUGUCUGUUAAUCGCCUCCCCAAACACACUGACUCCCCUCCUUCUUAUUAUAGAUCAGCUAUCAGCUUAGGACCUAAAUCAGGUUCCACAUUAUGGAACAGCAGCACAUCAAGUCUCGGUGGCAAUGUAAGCGACAGAUUAAAUGACUUGAAUGGUCGUAUUUCAAAACUUGAACUAAAUGAAAGCACUAAUUCAAGUAAAAAACUGUGCAAUGGUUACCAUACCGAUUAUUUCCCGGUCAAAAAUCUCCAGUCAAUAGAUCGACGGGAAUUUUCGGAAAUCAAUAACACAAAUAGCAGCAAGAAUUCUGUACGUUGUUUGGACUCUUCCCUAACUAGUCCUCUUCGUGCAACAGUUAGUCUUCCAGUAAACUCUCAUCACUCAUAUCACAGAGGUGGACUUGUGGGCCUUAAUAAUCUUGGAAACACUUGUUUUAUGAAUUCAAUUCUUCAAUGCUUAAGUAAUACAGCUCCACUUACUGAGUAUUGCUUGGAAGAUCGAUUUUUAAAAGACAUCAAUAAAUCAAGUUCCAUGAAUGGGUUGUUAUUUCAUUCAUAUGCUGAUUUAAUGAAAGAAAUUUGGGAUCCUGAUAUGGCUAAUUCUUCCACUAGUCCAAGUCGAUUUAAAAGUCAAAUUCAACGAUUUGCUCCUCGAUUUAUGGGAUAUUCUCAACAGGAUUCACAAGAAUUCUUACGAUAUGUAUUGGAAGGUCUUCAUAUGGAAGUAAAUCGUGUUCAAAAGCGUCCAAAUCCUAUUAAACCAGAUUAUGAAGCGGAAGAUUGUCUCCCAGACAAUGAAAAGGCUAAUUUAUAUUGGAGACGAUAUUUAUCUAUGGACAAUAGUGAAAUUGUAGAUCUAUUUGUCGGACAAUUAAUGAGUACACUUGAAUGUGGUGAAUGUUCAUUCAAAUCAACUACAUUUGAUCCGUUUUGGGAUUUAAGUUUGCCGAUACCAAAAAAAUCAAACGUCAGUAUAUUGGAUUGUUUAAAUUUAUUCACGUCUAAAGAAGAGCUAGAUGGUAAUGAAAGACCCAUUUGUAGUCGAUGUAAAACUCGAAGAAGAUGUGCCAAAAGUUUUUCAAUUCAGAAAUUCCCACAAAUUCUCGUACUUCAUUUGAAACGUUUCUCUGGUGAACGUUUUCGUUCGAAAAUGUCGGUUAUGGUUGAUUAUCCUUUAAGAAAUUUAGAUCUGAUUGGAUUUGCUACUUCAAGUUGCACCCAGAAAUCAGCUCAAUACAAAUUAUACGCAGUUUCAAAUCACAGUGGAAGUGUAUAUACUGGACACUACACUGCAUCUUGUUUAAAUCCUUAUACAGGCGAUUGGCACUCAUUUAAUGACAGUCAUGUACAUGCAAUCUCAGAAAACUCAGUUGUUUCUGCUGAAGGUUAUGUACUUUUCUAUACUCUUAUUCGAUAAAUUAUUGAUUUAUUGAUUGAUUAAAUUGGUUUUCUUUUUUUUUCUUUUUUUUUAAAAAAAAUUUUAUUGUUUUGAUUUGUGUUUUAUAAAGUUUAAAGCUGAAGAGGUUUACAUUACUGAUGUAUAGAUACACACUUAUAAUGUACAUUGUAUAAUGCCCCCCCCCCAAUGUAAUUGUUACCAUGGGUUAAUUAAUCUUAUUAUAUAUAAACAUUUAGUUAUUAUUAUUAUUAUUAUUGUACUGUGGUUAUUUUCUGAUUACUAUCUAAUUAUUAUUAUGCAUAAUAAUAACGCUCAAUUGAAUACUAUAAUACUUGAGCUCACUAUUGUUUUUGGGCUAUCAUGGAAACAAGAGAGAGAGAAAAAAAUAGUAUCUAUACAUAAAGAGAGAGAGAGAGUGAGUAAAAUGAAGUAAUGAUUAAUGAUAUGUAAUUGUAAACUACUUAAAUUACCUGAUACCUUAGUAGUAGUAGUAUAUUUAUAUAUAACUUUCUUUUUAUAAGUGAUUAACAAGCCAAUCUAUUGUAAACUGUUGUGUAUUCAUUCUCACUGAAGCAUCCAUGUAGCAUGUACAAUACUGAUAUACAUAUAGAUAUACAGCAUACAUUAAAAUGAACAUAUACUUGUUAAUUCGCAUAUUUUUACUUGUAUGUGUAGAUUAUACUUAACAAUUGAAGUGUUCUUACCUUGUUCGAUUACUUUUAUUGUUGACAUUAUAUUCCUUACAGUAUUGUCUUCCACGAAUGUCCAUACAACUACAUAUAUAUACCGUGUACAUCUUCUUUAAUACAUAAUGUAAUUUUUGAUUCAUAUCCUAUCACUACUACUACUACUACUACUAC